Messenger RNA from Cetraspora pellucida, 1821 nucleotides. NCBI's taxonomy places the organism in Eukaryota, Fungi, Glomeromycota, Glomeromycetes, Diversisporales, Gigasporaceae. The record is from the annotation of a GenBank genome assembly.
AUGAAUUCUUCGGAGGAUCCAUUACAUCGAAAUGGAAUUGCACCUAUCAAGCCAGAAUACAUUAUUAAAAAAGAAAAUAUAAGGAGAAAUAUCGUCACAGAAGCUACUUCUGAAGAUACACAGGAUGAUACAUCCAAGAAGGGUCGAAUUACAAGAACACGUGAAUCAAAUAAACGAUAUAAGGAGCGUACAGUAAAGACUUUUACUGAAGUCAAACGCUUAUGUCAUAAAACUGCAGUUGGAGAGGAUUGCGAUUUUGAUCAGUGUAAAUACGAUCAUGAUUUGAACGCGUUUUUGGAGAUUAAGGAAGAAAAUUUAGGAGAUCGAUGUCUUGCUUCAUUAGGAAUAGUCGAAGAAAAAAAUGGUCUAACAUAUGAAAUGCAAAGGCUUCUCAGGAAAAAUUUGUAUAGUUUUCCAAAAUCUGAUGUGUAUAUUACGGAAAUUCAAGAAGAGAUUUCGAAGCAAUUGAAAAUUCAGGAACAAAACAAAUUAGCUAAAUUGCAAGUUACAGGUUCUGUUAUCGAUAAAGGCGAUCAAAUUGUCAUCUCACAAAGUCAAAAUGUAACUGAUACAUCUUCAGUGGAAGAAAAUAUUCAUUGUUCGACAACGGAACUCAUUGAUAAAAAUUUGGGGCAAGCACUUAAAGAUUAUAAAGGAAUUUUCGAAACAAAAUCAGAUGAUAUCACUUUAACCAAUGACUUUGGAGAAUCAAGUGAUACUCCUGAUGUACCACUUCGUGCCUGUGAAAAGAAAAAGAUAUCAUUCAAAAACAAGUUAUAUCUUGCACCAUUGACUACAGUCGGUAAUCUUCCUUUUCGUCGCAUAUGUAAAGAAUUUGGUGCUGAUAUUACAUGCGGUGAAAUGGCAAUUGCCACAAAUUUGCUUCAGGGGCAACAAAGCGAGUGGGCAUUAUUGAAAAGACAUGUUAGUGAAGAUAUGUUUGGUGUUCAAAUUUGUGGAUGCAAGGCACAACAUAUGGUGAAAUGUGCCGAGAUAUUGUCUAAUGAGAUUGAGGUUGAUUUUAUUGAUGUCAAUUUGGGAUGUCCAAUAGACUUGGUUUAUAAUAAGGGAGGAGGGACUGCACUUUUGCGGCACGAUGGAAAAUUAGGAAAGAUUCUUCGGGGCAUGAACAAAGUUACGGAUAUACCAAUUACUGUAAAACUGCGCACAGGUAUUCAGGAUGAUAUACCAGUUGCACAUAAACUUGUGCCAAAAUUCGAAAAAUGGGGCGUGUCGAUGGCUACGUUACAUGGCCGUUCACGCCAACAACGAUAUACUAAACUCGCUGAUUGGCAAUACAUUUCUAAAGUCUCAUAUACCGUAAAUGAGAUGCCAUUAUUGGGCAAUGGAGAUGUUCUCGGAUAUACAGAUUACUAUGAACAUAUAGAAAAGCAUCGCAUUGAUGGUAUCAUGAUCGCACGUGGUGCUCUGAUUAAACCUUGGAUAUUUGAUGAAAUCAAAUCAAAGAGGCAUUACGAUAUUUCAUCUGGUGAAAGAUUAGAUAUUUUGAGAAAGUAUUGUAAUUAUGGAAUGGAGCAUUGGGGAUCCGAUUCUAUAGGUAUUAAUCAGACUCGAAGAUUUUUUUGCGAAUGGAUGAGUUUCCUAUAUAGAUAUAUUCCCGUCGGAUUGCUUGAGGUCUUACCACAACGUAUAAAUGAGCGCCCUCCAUCGUUCCGUGGGAGGGAUGAGCUAGAAACUCUGUUGGCUAGUGAAAAUAGUAACGAUUGGGUAAAACUAAGUGAGAUGUUUUUAGGUCCAGCACAUGAGAGUUUUAAAUUUGUACCAAAACAUGUCUCAAAUUCUUAUUCCUAUGAAGGGUAG